ACCAAGCGCCCGACCGAAGAGCGAUGGCGGCCGUGGUGGGCCAAUCCUCGCAACCGUCCUCCCAAGCCGUGAGCGAGCUGUGCCAGAACGCUCGAGAAGCCUUCCUGGAGGCCUCGCGGCUGCUGCUCACCUACGCGGAUAACAUCAUCAGCCACCCAAAUGAAGAAAAAUAUAGGUCAAUUCGGAUUGGAAAUCCAGCAUUUUCGACUAGAUUGUUACCUGUCAGAGGAGCAGUUGAAUGUUUGUUUGAAAUGGGAUUUGAAGAGGGAGAAACUCAUCUCAUUUUCCCUAAGGAAGCUUCAAUUGAGCAACUGCGUAAAAUCAGGGAUUUAAUUGCUGGGGAAAGAGAGAGCAGAUUGAAUGAGUCAAAUCAAAACCAAAGAUCAGGAUCCUCUCAAUCUAUAACCAACACUCAGACUGCUCUUCAACCUUCGAGACCUGCUAACUCUACUCCAGGCCCUUCCAAUAAGCAAGUAAAGACAUCCAUUGAACAGUCUGCUGAAAAGGGUGCAAUGAUCUUUCAAAUACUUCAAUCAAAUUCUCAGCAUGUACUAGUGUAUGAGAACCUCUCUCUCCAAAAGAAAGCAUUGGCUUCUAUUCCCUUGCAAGAGUUAAAAGAGAAGGCCCAAGAAAAACUAGUGCAAGCCAGGAAAAUUGACAAAGGUGCUAAUCUGAAUGAAGAGGAUUUUUUGUUAUUGGAGCUCUUGAAUUGGUUUAAGAGUGAUUUUUUUCAAUGGGUAAAUACACUUCCUUGCUGCAAAUGUGGUGGACAGACAAUAACUAAAGAAAAUUUACCACCCAGCGAUGAUGAUCUGAGGUGGAGUGCAAAUAGAGUUGAGAAUCAUUACUGUACCCAGUGCCAGUUCAGUAACAGAUUCCCGAGAUAUAAUAAUCCUGAGAAACUUCUGGAAACAAGACGUGGGCGAUGUGGAGAGUGGGCUAACUGUUUUACACUGUGUUGCAGAGCUGUUGGGUUUGAAGCUAGAUAUGUCUGGGAUUCAACAGAUCAUGUGUGGACUGAAGUAUAUUCUUCAUCUCAGCAGAGAUGGCUUCAUUGUGACCCUUGUGAAAAUGUCUGUGAUAAGCCUCUUCUCUAUGAGAUUGGCUGGGGAAAGCAGCUCUCCUACAUAAUUGCAUUCUCCAAGGAUGAGGUUGUUGAUGUCACCUGGAGAUACUCUUGUAAGCAUGAGGAAGUACUUGCUAGAAGGAUACAUGUUGAUGAAACAGCACUGCGUGAAACAAUUAACAAACUUACUAAACUGAAACAGCGAUCUUUGUCAGAAAGCAAAAGGAAAGAACUCCAGUACAGAAUAAUUGUGGAGCUUGUUGAGUUCAUUUCUCCCAAAACUCCUAAACCUGGUGAACUUAGUGGAAGGACAUCUGGUUCAAUGGCUUGGAGAAUAGCCAGAGGUGAAAUUGAUUCAGAGAAGGGAGGAGACACUGUUUUUAUUCCCUCUGGAAAUGAGAAGACCUCUAAGUUCUUUCAUCUCUGCUACAAUGUAGUGGACGACAACUAUACCCGAGUUUCCAAUAACAAUGAAAAAAUCAAUGGUUGGGAGAAAGGUGUGUGGAAGGUGGAGUCUUUAUGGAGAAAGGUUGAAACAGACUGGAAAAUGGUUUAUUUAGCCCGAAAAGAAGGGUCAUCUUCUGCUUACAUCUGCUGGAAGUUUGAGUGUGGGUCAGUUGGUCUAAAAAUAGACAAUAUUUCAGUUAGGACAAGCAGUAAGACAUUUCAGAGUGGAAGAAUAAGAUGGAAACUGUACUCUCCCACAGCAGAAAUUGAUCUUAUUGGAGAUAAAAGUCUUCGUUCAUAUUCAGAUUUCUCUGGUACAACAGAAAUUAUUUUGGAAGCUGAACUAAGUGGAGGGGAUGGUGAUAUUGCAUGGCAACACACCCAGCUAUUUAGAGAGAGCUUAAAUGACUGUGGAGAAAUUUGUUUGGAGAUAAUUAUAAAACUCAUUGACCUCUGAGAACCUAAGCGGAAGAGAAAGUACAUGGAUUUAUUGUAUGCUGUGAAUACAAUACAAGGACUUGAUUGAAAAUUACCAUGGUUCAUAAUGACGGCAACCUAUUUCCCAUUUGCCAGUUUUCAUUUGGCCAUCUUGAAAAUAAUAAAUUUUAUACUCUGAGCCCUGAAGAAAUAUCAGAAUUUUAUAAAUGCAAUUCCUAUGUAAACUUGUACCUUAUAGGUAGUGAUCAAAACAAAAACAUAUUCAUCCUGAGAACAAAUGCAAAUUUUAAGGUAUUUAAAAUUGAUGUUCCCAUUAUUCACUUCCUCCAAGUGGAAGGGAUAAAAUAUUUUUUGGAAAGCAAAACUAAGUUGUGAAUGUAAAAGAAAUUUUAAGUAUGCAUUUUAGGACUGAUUUACUUCACAUUCUCUACUGCUGUUCGGAGUUGCUAUUUUCUGGUAUGUCUUAUGUCAUUGUUCAUUUCAAAAUAUUUUAAUUAAUUAUAGAAAGGGUUAUACUAGUC
This is a messenger RNA of Gavialis gangeticus (Gharial), 2472 nucleotides long. It is a transcript of the gene NGLY1, whose product is annotated as N-glycanase 1. Bases 24 to 1970 code for a protein of 648 amino acids. Gene Ontology annotation, cellular component: cytosol; cytoplasm; nucleus. The record is from RefSeq and is a predicted model, not a curated record. The transcript is spliced from 12 exons. Gene Ontology annotation, biological process: protein quality control for misfolded or incompletely synthesized proteins; protein deglycosylation; glycoprotein catabolic process. Gene Ontology annotation, molecular function: peptide-N4-(N-acetyl-beta-glucosaminyl)asparagine amidase activity. Lineage: Eukaryota; Metazoa; Chordata; Crocodylia; Gavialidae.